AUGAGUAGUUUGGAAUGUUCUCUUUGUCAUAGUGUGUUUCAUAAGCCUGUUAUUAUUCCCUGUGGUCAUACUUUUGACGAAAUUUGCACUCAACAAUACAUCAAUUAUCACAGAGGAACCUCGGCAAGCAAUGAAUUUGCCUGUCCGUUAUGUCGCACUUUACUAGACAUCAAUAUUCCAUUGGUUUUGAAUCAAAGUGUACGCACAAUAAUACACUCAAAAUCAAUAACCGAAGUCUACUUGAUUGAUAUUGCAACUAUGGAACAACAACAAUUAGUACGUUCCUUUCUUGACCGCGUUAGUACUAAGAAAAUCAAUUCGUCAGAAGGAACACAAGUGAUCAUUCAAACGGCGAACGGAUUGUUUCCUGUACAAGGAGGAAAUAAACAGAGUAUCCUGAAAAUGCCUAUGAUCGUCAGAACAGAUAUGAAAGAUACUCUGCGCGAUGCGAUAAAUAUGUUACAACAAAUGAAACAAGAUGCUAAUGUGAAUACGUGUAAACUUUGUAUACUUACCAGGGGUAAUAAAAUUCGGGUUGACAAGAAUAUGAUCGAUAAAAAUAUCAUCAAUAAAUGUUAUAUCGUUCAUGUUAGUGACAAAAAUCUUCGUCUUGCAAGACAAUUUGCUAAUGAUAUCGAUUGCCAUUUUGGACAUUUUAAUCAAACAACGCUGGAUGCAUUUAUCGAACAUUUUAUUUUUUAUUUUUGA
Molecule: messenger RNA, 708 nt
Organism: Adineta ricciae
Lineage: Eukaryota; Metazoa; Rotifera; Eurotatoria; Adinetida; Adinetidae
Source: the annotation of a GenBank genome assembly